Messenger RNA from Pongo pygmaeus (Bornean orangutan), 6236 nucleotides. RefSeq names its product zinc finger MYM-type containing 1 (gene ZMYM1). The coding region runs from base 2208 to 5063 and encodes 951 amino acids. The transcript is spliced from 7 exons. Gene Ontology annotation, molecular function: zinc ion binding; protein dimerization activity. NCBI's taxonomy places the organism in Eukaryota, Metazoa, Chordata, Mammalia, Primates, Hominidae. The record is from RefSeq and is a predicted model, not a curated record.
GGGGCAAACUGCUUAUCAGAGGAAAGGAUCUGCUCAACUUUUCUGCUCCAUACCAUGCAUCACUGAAUACAUUUCAUCUGCCAGUUCACCAGUUCCUUCUAAGAGAACUUGUUCAAACUGCUCAAAGUAUAUAAUUCUAAAUUAUGUCCCCUUUUAUUUCCCUUCCUUGUUCUUGAUCAUAGUCUUAGUUGUAAUUUCUACAUUUUCUUUUUUUAUUUUUUGAGACUGAGUUUCACUCUAGUUGCCCAGGCUGGAGUGCAGUGGCGCGAUCUCGGCUCACUGCAGCUUCCGCCUCCUGGGUUCAACCGAUUCUCCUGCCUCAGCCUCCCAAGUAGCUGGGAUUACAGCCAUGCACCACCAUGCCCGGCUAAUUUUGUAUUUUUUAGUAGAGAUGGGGUUUCGCCAUAUUGGCCAGGCUGGUCUUGAACUCCUGACCUCAGGUGAUCCGCACACCUUGGCCUCCCAAAGUGCUGGGAUUACAGGUGUGAGUCACUGCGCCCGGCCAUUUUCAUUUCUUUUGAAGACAUGUCGUCUUGGUUUAGUAAAAAGAAGUUUUUUCUACUUUUAGUUCCUCUGAUGGAUUCUCUAGAAAUAUUUUUUUGCAGAAAUUAACAUGUGAAAAGUACUGUUUCUCUUCACCUUUAAGAGACUUCCAAAACUUAUUUUGCUACUCUUUUCAUUUGAAAUUCUCUGUAAGUGGGAUUAUUGUUUAUCCAUUCUGUUCUAUUUAACUGUAUAGGGAGCAACCUACUAAAAAAUUAAUCCUAUGACAAUUAGUUUGGAUUUUCCAAGAUGUGAAAUAAUAUUAUAUUUCUUUUAUAAUGGUAAAUGAAGUGAUUCUUUUGAAAAAUUGAUGGCCAUAGACAAACCUACAUGUCUCUAUGUAAUCUUUUAAAAAUUUAUGUGAGAAUGUGUGAAGAAUCAGUGUCAUUUUGGCUUUGAGAGUCCUAAGGCAGUAUAAUUAUGGUUGUUAGCACUUAGGAUAUGCUAAUUUUUAAGUGUUCUUGUUCAGAACAAGAGAAUUCAUAGGCAACCACAGUGCUUCUAAAUAUAACAAAUUUCUUUCAAAUAAUACUUGUUUUGGACUCAGGUUGCCAUAAUUUGAAUUUUGCUUCUUCUGUUUAGUUAUAUUUUACUACUCAGAGUUUCAUCCCUGAGUUGCUAGAUCAGCAUCACCCAAGAGUUUGUUAGAAAUGCACUUUCUCAGGCUGGGCGCAGUGGCUCACGCCUGUUAUCCUAGCACUUAGGGAGGCCGAGGUGGGCAGAAUGCCUGAGCUCAGGAGUUCAAGACCAGCCUGGGCAACACAGUGAAACCCUGUCUCUACUAAAAUACAAAAAAAUUAGCCGAGCACUGUGGCAUGCACCUGUAAUCCCAGCUACUUGGGAGGCUGAAGCAGUAGAAUUGCUUGAACCCGGGAGGCCAAAGUUGCAGUGAGCUGAGAUCGGGCCACUGCACUCUAGUCCGGGCGACAGAGUGAGACUCCGUCUCAAAAAGAAAAAAAAAGAAAUGCACUUUCUCCGGUCUUACCCUGACUUGCUGAUUCAGAACUGCAUUUAUCCCCAUGUGAUUCCUAUACAUGCUAAAGUUGGAGCAGUAUUGAGAACUUCUUUGUUACUUAGUAUUCUUAUCUGUUUUUGAUAAAUGUACAAAAGAAUUAUGAGCAUUAAAUAGUAUAUUUAAGUGGUCAGAACAAUACUAACAUGUAAUAAGAACUCAAUAAAUGUUAACUAUUAUUAUUCUCUUAACAAACUCACAAACUCUUUUGAUGGGUUUGCUUCAGCUCCUCUGGCUGCUGCUUCAGUUAUUAUCUGUUGCUUCAGGUCUUAUUCCAUGGAGCGUUACUUACCAUUCUCUUUUGCUUUUCAACCCUUCAAUACUAUACUAGUCUUUCGUCUUUUUACUUUUUUGCUAUGGGCCAUAUAGUACUCUCUUCAGCCUGCUUUCUCUCCCUGCAGAAUCAUAAAACUGGAAGGGACCUUAGAGACUCACUACACAUCUUCAGCAGAUGUCCCAGACAGAUUGAAAAAGGCUGAAGCAGGAAAGAUUUAGUGUAGACAUUUUAAAUCCAAAGGAUGUGAUCAGUGUCCAGCUGGAAGACACUACCUCUUGCAAAACUUUUUGCAGCCUAUCUUGUCUUUCAUCAUAUGAAGAAAAAAGAAAACCAUUUGUUACCAUAUGUACUAAUAGCAUUUUGACCAAGUGCAGCAUGUGCCAGAAGACUGCUAUUAUUCAGUAUGAAGUAAAAUACCAAAAUGUGAAACGUAAUCUUUGCAGUAAUGCCUGCCUUUCAAAGUUUCACUCUGCUAACAACUUCAUCAUGAACUGCUGUGAGAACUGUGGCACUUACUGUUACACCAGCUCUAGUCUGUCCCACAUACUUCAGACGGAAGGACAGUCUCAUUACUUUAAUAGUUCAAAGAGUAUUACAGCAUAUAAGCAGAAACCUGCCAAACCACUUAUAUCUGUUCCUUGCAAACCAUUGAAGCCCUCAGAUGAAAUGAUUGAGACUACCAGUGAUUUGGGGAAGACAGAGCUUUUCUGCUCUAUUAAUUGUUUCUCUGCAUACAGUAAAGCUAAGAUGGAAUCUUCUUCAGUAAAUGUUGUUUCUGUGGUGCAUGAUACUUCAACAGAGCUUCUUUCUCCAAAGAAAGAUACGACUCCAGUUAUAAGCAAUAUAGUGUCAUUGGCAGACACCGAUGUUGCCUUGCCCAUCAUGAACACUGAUGUCUUACAAGAUACAGUUUCUUCAGUAACAGCAACAGCAGAUGUCAUUGUGGAUCUUUCUAAGAGUUCACCUAGUGAACCCAGUAGUGCUGUUGCUAGUAGUAGUAUGGAACAGCCAAGCAUUUCACCAUCUUCAUCAGUAUUCAGUCAGCAUGCAAUUGGUUCCAGUAUAGAAGUACAAAAAGACAAUAUGAAAUCUAUGAAAAUAAGUGAUGAACUAUGUCACCCAAAAUGUACAUCCAAAGUACAAAAAGUUAAAGGUAAAUCACGAAGUAUUAAAAAAUCUUGUUGUGCAGAUUUUGAGUGUUUGGAAAACAGUAAAAAAGAUGUGGCAUUCUGUUAUUCAUGCCAGUUGUUCUGCCAAAAAUAUUUUAGCUGUGGAAGAGAGUCAUUUGCAACCCACGGAACUUCUAAUUGGAAAAAAACCCUGGAAAAAUUCAGAAAGCAUGAAAAAAGUGAAAUGCAUUUGAAGUCAUUGGAAUUUUGGAGAGAAUACCAAUUUUGUGAUGGAGCUGUCAGUGACGAUUUAUCUAUUCAUUCGAAACAGAUUGAGGGAAAUAAAAAGUACCUAAAGCUUAUAAUUGAAAAUAUUUUAUUUCUUGGAAAGCAGUGUUUACCCUUAAGAGGAAACGACCAGUCAGUUUCAUCUGUGAAUAAAGGCAAUUUUUUAGAAUUGUUAGAAAUGAGAGCAAAAGAUAAAGGAGAAGAAACAUUUCGACUUAUGAAUUCACAAGUUGACUUCUAUAACAGUACACAAAUUCAAAGUGAUAUUAUCGAAAUAAUAAAGACUGAAAUGUUGCAGGAUAUUGUGAAUGAGAUCAAUGACUCCUCAGCGUUUUCAAUCAUAUGUGAUGAGACAACCAAUAGUGCCAUGAAAGAACAGCUUUCAAUUUGUGUAAGAUACCCACAAAAAUCAUCAAAGGCUAUCUUAAUUAAGGAAAGAUUCUUGGGUUUUGUUGAUACUGAGGAGAUGACUGGGACCCACUUACAUAGGACUAUCAAAACUUACCUGCAGCAAAUUGGAGUUGAUAUGGAUAAAAUACAUGGCCAGGCCUAUGAUAGCACCACUAAUUUGAGGAUAAAAUUUAAUAAAAUAGCAGCAGAAUUCAAGAAAGAAGAACCAAGAGCUUUAUACACACAUUGUUAUGCACACUUUUUGGAUUUAUCAAUAAUUAGGUUUUGUAAAGAAGUAAAAGAACUCCGAAGUGCUCUAAAAACUCUCAGUUCUUUGUUCAACACUAUUUGUAUGUCUGGGGAAAUGUUGGCAAAUUUUCGAAAUAUUUGUAGGCUAAGUCAAAACAAAACAUGCAAGAAACAUAUAUCACAAUCAUGUUGGACAGUCCAUGAUCGUACAUUACUAUCUGUGAUUGACAGUCUUCCAGAGAUUAUUGAAACAUUGGAAGUUAUAGCAAGCCAUUCUUCAAAUACAAGUUUCGCUGAUGAAUUGAGUCAUUUGCUGACAUUGGUUUCCAAAUUUGAAUUUGUCUUUUGUUUGAAAUUCCUGUAUCGAGUGCUGAGUGUUACAGGAAUUCUUUCCAAAGAGCUUCAAAAUAAAACCAUAGACAUUUUUUCUUUGUCUUCAAAAAUAGAAGCAAUUUUGGAAUGUUUAUCAUCUGAAAGAAAUGACGUAUACUUUAAAACAAUCUGGGAUGGAACAGAGGAAAUAUGUCAAAAAAUAACCUGUAAAGGUUUUAAAGUUGAAAAACCUUCUCUUCAGAAAAGAAGAAAAAUUCAGAAAUCAGUAGAUCUUGGCAAUUCAGAUAAUAUGUUUUUUCCUACUUCAACAGAAGAACAAUAUAAAAUUAAUAUCUAUUACCAAGGAUUAGAUACUAUAUUACAAAAUUUAAAGUUAUGUUUUUCAGAGUUUGAUUAUUGUAAAAUAAAGCAAAUUUCAGAACUGUUAUUUAAAUGGAAUGAACCAUUAAAUGAAACAACAGCAAAACAUGUUCAGGAAUUUUAUAAACUCGAUGAGGACAUUAUCCCAGAACUUAGAUUUUAUCGACAUUAUGCAAAGCUUAACUUUGUCAUAGAUGAUAAUUGCAUAAACUUCGUCAGUCUUGGCUGUUUGUUUAUUCAGCAUGGUCUUCACAGUAAUAUUCCUUGUCUCUCAAAGCUAUUAUAUAUUGCUUUGUCUUGGCCAAUUACUUCAGCAAGUACUGAGAACUCAUUUUCUACCCUGCCUCGUCUUAAGACAUAUUUAUGUAAUACCAUGGGACAAGAGAAGCUUACUGGCCCAGCCCUAAUGGCUGUUGAGCAGGAGUUGGUAAAUAAACUAAUGGAGCCUGAACGACUCAAUGAAAUUGUGGAAAAGUUUAUCAGUCAGAUGAAAGAAAUAUAAUACUUGCUCAUUUGAACUUACCUAAAAGACUUGUAUUUCCAUUGGGAUGUUUUCAUUUCAAAAUUGUUCAAAAUUCAAAAGACACAGAAUGAUAUACAGUGAAGUCUCCUUCCCUACUUUAGAACUCAUUUUCUCUUCCCAAACAGUGUUAUCUUUUCCUUAAAUAUCCCUCUAGAGAUAUUUUUCCUAAGUGGUAUUGUACGGUGUAUACUGUUCUUCAGCUUGUCUUCUCUGUGUAACAUAUUUUUGAGAUUGUCCCAUGUCGUUACAUGAAGAGUUUCUUGAUUCUUGGUCUAUAACUGCAGAUGUUAUUGUAUGAAUGUACUGUAAUAUAUUUGAGCAGUCCCUGCUGACAUUUUUUUCCUAACCUUUUGCUAUUAUAAAUAAUGAUUCAUUUUAUAACCUUUUAUAUAAGUCACAUUGCACAUGAGUAAGUUACUGUAAGCUGGAAAUCUAAAGUUAGAAUUACUAGGUUAAGAUACGUGCAUUUUUACUUUUGAUAGAUAUUGGCAAGUUGCCAUCUGUAAGGAUUGUGCCAAUUUACAGUCCCACCCACAAUGCAUGAGAGUGCCUAUUAAAUCUUUGUAAGUGUUAUCAAAUGUUUUGAUCUUUCCCAAUCUCUUACUUUAAAAAUGGCAUUUUAAUCUCAGUAGAAUUUUGUAUAUUCACUUAAGAAUAAGGUUGAGGACUGGGCGUGGUGGUUCACACCUAUAAUCUCAGCCCUUUGAGGGCCUACGCAGGAAGGAAGAUCACUUGACGCCACGAGUUCAAGAUGAGGUUGGCAACAUAGUAAGACCUCAUCACUACAAUUUUUUUUUUUUUUAAUUAGCGAAGUGUGGUGCUGCAUACCUGAAGUCCCAGCUACUUGGGAGGCUGAGGCAGGAGGAUUGCUUAAGCCCAGAAAUUUGAGGCUGCAGUGAGCCAUGAUUGCACCACUAUGCUCCAGAGUCUAGGCAACAGAGUGAGACCUUAUCUCUUUAAAACAAACAAGAAUAAAGUUAGGUAUCUGUUUAUUUGUUUCAGCCAUUUGUAUCUCCUUUUUUGUAAACUGUCCUGUUUAAACGUUAAAAUCACUGCUGUGUUUUUGAUUUAUACAUCUCAGCUGGAUGGCACAAUAAAUUAUUAAGCCACGUUAUGAAAAUAUAACUAUAUUUAAGUAACCUGCAAAGAAAA